This is a messenger RNA of Sitophilus oryzae (rice weevil), 2140 nucleotides long. RefSeq names its product U2 snRNP-associated SURP motif-containing protein-like. Gene Ontology annotation, molecular function: RNA binding. Gene Ontology annotation, biological process: RNA processing. Lineage: Eukaryota; Metazoa; Arthropoda; Insecta; Coleoptera; Curculionidae. Gene Ontology annotation, cellular component: nucleus. Bases 142 to 2118 code for a protein of 658 amino acids. The record is from RefSeq and is a predicted model, not a curated record. The transcript is spliced from 12 exons.
GUUUGGCAAUAUCUCUCGGUUGUCAAUUUUUAAUUUAACAGUUUGUUAUGGUUUCUAAUAUUUUCCGAACUGCCUAAAGUGUGUUAUUUAAUUCAAAUUUAGGCAUUAUUGUUACAUAUCUACACUAAUUGGCAAAAAAGAAUGAACAGACGCGAGUACUUGGAACGGAAGGCACGUGAAGACCAAGAAGCUACAGCUCACGUUUUCCAAGAAUUUAUAAACACAUUUCAAGAUGUACCUGCGACUAGCAAGACAUUUAUCAAAACUGGCGUAUUGUUCACCGAUAAUAAUCCGGAGAACACCGUAGAAGGACAAAUUUAUCAGCCGAAACCUAUUCUAAAGAAUCCACUACUUAUGCAAAAUGUACUCGAAUGCGCUAGACUUGUUAAAGACACUAAAAUUGAUAAAAACAAGAAAUACGACAAAACCAAGUCGAAUUUAGAAACGUUGAAAGAGGAGCUGAAGCAACGGCAUUCGGAAAAAGAUGAGCGCGAUCGAAUAAAGGAACAAAUUAUAUCGGCACCUCCAGCCAUUAGCUAUUUUGAUGGAGGAGACCCUAAUUCAACUAAUCUAUUUGUGGCCAAUCUCAACACUUCAAUUACAGAAGCUGUUUUAAUGGAAGAAUUCGGUUUAUUUGGACCACUGGCAAGUGUCAAAAUUAUGUGGCCGAGAGGAGACGACAAGUUUAAACAUGCAAAUACUAAUUACGGCUUUGUGGCUUAUAUGAGCCGUGUAGACGCUGAGAGGGCUCUAAGGCAUAUGCGGCCUAGGACUGAUAUGCGUGUGGGUUGGGGUAAAUCAGUGGAACUACCCAGUCAUCCUAUUUAUAUACCUCAAGAAUUACUUAGACUAUACCUGCCACCUCCGUAUACUGGAUUACCAUUUAACGCACAAUCAAAUAGCAAUGAAACUAUCAAAGAUUUGGAUGAAAAUAUAGAUGAGAUUUUAUAUGAUUCGGUGGUGAAAGUAACAAUUCCUUUGAAUAGAAAAAUUGUGGCACUUGCCAACCGAAUGGUCGAAUUCGUCGUAAAAGAAGGUCCCUUGUUUGAAGCAGUAAUUAUGAAUCGAGAAAUGGACAAUCCCGAAUUUAACUUCUUAUUUGACAAUAAGUCCCCAACCCAUGUGUACUAUAGGUGGAGACUUUUCUCAGUGUUGCAAGGAGAACCUACAAAACAUUGGAGCUUAAAGCCUUUUAGAAUGUUUGAAGGAGGCUCGAUAUGGUUACCACCACGGUUAGUAAAUUAUUCAGAUGGCAUGCCAGAGCACUUGGUAAAAUUUAAAAUUGAUGGUUCGAAACUUACAGAUAACCAAUGCGAACGGCUAAUUGAGGUAAUUCGGAACUUGACGUUAGCCAAAUCUUCAAUACUCGAAGCAAUGAUGUUUUGUAUGGAUUAUGUAGCAGCAAUUAAUGAUAUAUUUGACAUUUUAGUAGAUUCAUUAUGCAACAAGAGCACAAAACCUCCUGAUAAAGUAUCCAGGAUGUAUUUGCUUUCUGACGUUUUGAGUAACUGUGUUGCCAAAAAUAUAUCAGUUUGCAAUGUAGAACGUGAUAUGGAUAAAAUAAUACGCCAUCUGCAAUUAUGUUUUGAUAACAUAAAUCAGGACAAUGACCGCCAAAUUUAUUCCAAGAGAAUAUUGCGAGUUUUACAGCAAUUCAGCAUUAUUGGAAUUAUAUCGGAUGAUGUACUUAAAAACACAGAAACAUAUUUCAAGAAGAGUUUUCCUGUAGUAUCCGAUGAAGGGGGUAAUUCUAGCAGCGACGAACCACUGGAUGGGGCUGCGUUACUGAAACGCUCUUUGAAAGUUAAUAAAGCAGAAAAUUGUAUGACCCCUGCUGCCUUAAAAGCGAAACAAACUAACGCGAUUCCAAAGGAAUAUUUUGUUUUUUCCAAAUGGGAUACUAUAGAUCCAGAGGAAGUCGAAGCUCAGGCAAUGUCUACUUCAAAAAUGUCUUAUAUGGACUCUAACGGAUUAAAUUUGUCAGAUGAAAACGAUUCUCAUCUUAUAUAUGACAAAACUAAGAAGCGGACCGUGGAUAAAUUACUAUCGGACAAUGAGAGAAACGAAUACUCCCUUAAGAAAAAAAAUAAGAAGAAAAAGCGAAGAAGCAAACAAUAAUGUAAGGUGUUAAAUAGAUGUU